Molecule: messenger RNA, 1124 nt
Organism: Penaeus chinensis
Lineage: Eukaryota; Metazoa; Arthropoda; Malacostraca; Decapoda; Penaeidae
Product: galactosylgalactosylxylosylprotein 3-beta-glucuronosyltransferase P-like
Exons: 8
Coding region: 1-1104 (367 amino acids)
Biological process (GO): chondroitin sulfate proteoglycan biosynthetic process; carbohydrate metabolic process
Cellular component (GO): Golgi membrane
Molecular function (GO): galactosylgalactosylxylosylprotein 3-beta-glucuronosyltransferase activity
Source: RefSeq, a predicted model, not a curated record
AUGGAAGAGAGUGGAUAUAUUAUGCCCUCCCGGGUAUUGUUUUCCAGCAAAGCAUCAACGAGAGGCUGUCGAACGGUGUGUUGGAAUGUCACUUUGCUGUUACUAAGCAUUGGUGUGGUGCUUAUAGUUGUUCGUGACAGCCAUUUCUCCUCGCCCAGUAUUCCCACGCAAGAUUCUAGUGGUAGGUUGUGUGUUAGAGCAAGGGUUCCCAACCAUUUUCAUUUUGUGGCCCCCGACCAAAAUAUAAUCAUCUUCAUGGCCACGUUAAGCACAUUGACUUUGAAGACAAUUAAAAGCACAGCAGAUACAGAGCAACAACCUAUCAUCUACAUCAUCACAGCCACCUACAAACGGCCAGAGCAGAUUCCGGAGCUCACUCGCCUCGGCCAGACUUUGCUGAGCGUUUCCCGAAUUCACUGGAUCGUCGGUGACGACAGGAGGACGGCGAACCAGCGGGUUUUAGAUCUCCUUGAAUUCCUUGGCAUCCCCUACACUUACCUCUUAACACCGAUGCCGGAAAUAUACAGGAACCCACCGGUCAGCGUGAGCGGCAGAGGCUGGGCUAAAAGGGCGAGGAGUCUUUUACCCAGGGGCGUGGCUAACAGAAUGGCAGGACUUGACUGGGUUAAGCAACAUGCAUCGUCAGGAGUCGUUUACUUCGCUGACGACGACAACACCUACGACACCAGGCUCUUCGAAGAGAUGCGAUAUACCAAGCGGGUAUCCAUGUGGCCAGUGGGGCUCAUGGGGUCCUCGGGAUUGUCGACUCCCAUUAUCAAGGAAGGGAAGUUUGUUGGCUGGUACGACGGCUUCAUUCACAGCCGAAAAUUCCCUGUCGAUAUGGCUGGAUUUGCCGUAUCCGUCGAGCUCAUUCAGCAGGUUCCCAAUGCCAGUAUGCCGUUCAGAGUUGGGCAUGAAGAGACUGGGUUCCUCGAGAGUCUGAAAAUCAGCACGGCAGACAUUGAGUUUAAAGCCGACAAUUGUUCCAAGAUCUACGUAUGGCAUACUCAGACAGUGGAUAUAUAUGUUUCUCCGAGAUUCAAGUUCUUACAAAAAAAGUACAAAGACACGAAUGUGGGAAUUCUCGUAGAAAGCAUGGCGUAAUAUAUAUGAAGACAUUUUCG